Molecule: messenger RNA, 2332 nt
Organism: Condylura cristata (star-nosed mole)
Lineage: Eukaryota; Metazoa; Chordata; Mammalia; Eulipotyphla; Talpidae
Gene: KLHL4
Product: kelch-like family member 4
Exons: 11
Coding region: 176-2332 (718 amino acids)
Molecular function (GO): protein binding
Source: RefSeq, a predicted model, not a curated record
UAGAAAGCUGGAAGUAUUCACAGUGUAUGUACCACAGGCAGCGGGGGAGGGGGAGCAAGGCUGCUCUCUGCACUUGUGCUUUUGUUAGCUCUACAGAAGAGGCAGAGAAACAAGAGAUAACAAAGGCUCCAUUUCCUUUCUGUGAGGGAAGGCUUUUGUCUUUCCUCCUGCAACGAUGUCAGUGUCUGGCAAGAAAGAGUUUGAUGUGAAACAAAUCCUUAGGCUACGUUGGAGGUGGUUUAGUCAUCCUUCUCAAGGUUCGCCCAACAGUGGAAGCUGCCUUCAGCAGGAAGGAUAUGAACAUAGAGGGACCCCGGUUCAGGGCAGGCUGAAGAACCACUCUCGGGACAGAAAUGGACUGAAGAAAAGCAACAGUCCUGUCCACCACAACAUACUAGCACCAGUGCCAGGACCAGCCCCUGCCCAACAAAGAGUCCUUCAGAACUGGCACCAACAAAACUUGAUAGAACAUCUUCGAGCAAAUGAAGAUAUUCCUAAAGCAGUUCCAGAGAAAAAUUUGUUCAAGGAACCUUGUGAGAAACACUCACAAGAUUUGGAGAUGAUGGUUGAUGGCAAUACAGAAGAUUCUACAGUGAGCUUAGCUACCCAGCACCCUGAGGGAAUGAAUGUCAACAGAUCUGAGGAGCAUUUUUAUGCUGUAAACCAUGCACAGGAAAUGCUACAUAGAAUGGAGAACUACCUGAAAGAAAAAAAGCUGUGUGAUGUGUUACUAAUUGCUGGACACCUUCGAAUCCCAGCCCACCGCUUGGUUCUCAGUGCUGUGUCUGAUUAUUUUGCUGCAAUGUUUACAAAUGAUGUGAUUGAAGCCAAACAAGAAGAAGUCAGGAUGGAAGGAGUUGAUCCUAAUGCACUUAAUUCCUUAGUGCAGUACGCUUACACAGGCAUCCUGCAAUUGAAAGAAGAUACUAUUGAAAAUUUGCUGGCUGCAGCUUGUCUCUUACAGCUGACUCAGGUCAUUGAAGUCUGCUCCAGAUUUCUCAUAAAGCAACUCCAUCCUUCAAACUGCUUAGGGAUUCGAUCAUUUGGAGAUGCCCAGGGUUGUACCGAGCUCCUGAAUGUGGCACAUAAAUACACAAUGGAACACUUCAUAGAAGUAAUAAAGAACCAAGAAUUCCUGCUGCUUCCAGCUAAUGAAAUUUCAAAACUUCUGUGCAGUGAUGAUAUUAACGUGCCUGAUGAAGAAACCAUUUUCCAUGCUCUUAUGCAGUGGGUGGGGCACGACUCGCAGGCUAGGCAAGGAGACCUAGCGAUGCUGCUUUCGUACAUCAGACUGCCACUGCUUCCCCCGCAGCUACUGGCAGAUCUUGAAAAUAGCUCCAUGUUUACUGGUGAUCUUGAGUGUCAGAAACUCCUCAUGGAAGCUAUGAAAUACCACCUUUUACCUGAGCGAAGACCCAUGAUGCAAAGCCCUCGGACAAAGCCUAGAAAAUCAACUGUGGGAGCUCUUUAUGCUGUGGGAGGCAUGGAUGCUAUGAAAGGUACCAUUACAAUUGAAAAAUAUGACCUCAGGACCAACAGCUGGAGACAUAUUGGUACCAUGAGUGGCCGUAGGCUUCAGUUUGGAGUUGCAGUUAUUGAUAAUAAGCUCUAUGUUGUGGGAGGAAGAGAUGGUUUAAAAACUUUGAAUACUGUAGAAUGUUUUAAUCCAAUUGGCAAAAUCUGGUCUGUGAUGCCCCCCAUGUCAACACAUAGGCAUGGGUUAGGUGUAGCCACUCUUGAAGGACCAAUGUAUGCUGUUGGUGGUCAUGAUGGAUGGAGUUAUCUGAACACUGUAGAAAGAUGGGACCCCGAGGGACGCCAGUGGAACUAUGUGGCCAGCAUGUCAACUCCUAGGAGCACAGUUGGUGUUGUUGCAUUAAACAACAAACUGUAUGCUAUUGGUGGACGUGAUGGAAGUUCCUGCCUCAAAUCAAUGGAAUACUUUGACCCUCACACUAACAAGUGGAGUCUGUGUGCUCCAAUGUCCAAAAGGCGUGGAGGUGUGGGUGUUGCAACAUACAAUGGAUUCUUAUAUGUUGUUGGGGGUCAUGAUGCACCUGCUUCUAAUCAUUGCUCCAGGCUGUCUGACUGUGUGGAACGGUAUGAUCCAAAAACUGAUUCAUGGUCAACUGUGGCACCUCUGAAUGUUCCUCGUGAUGCUGUUGCAGUGUGUCCCCUCGGAGAGAAGCUCUAUGUGGUUGGAGGCUAUGAUGGGCAUACUUACCUGAAUACUGUUGAGUCAUACGAUGCGCAGAAGAAUGAAUGGAAAGAGGAAGUUCCUGUUAACAUUGGAAGAGCUGGUGCAUGUGUUGUAGUGGUGAAGUUACCUUAA